Pseudophryne corroboree (corroboree frog) is the source of this 1742-nucleotide messenger RNA. RefSeq lists its product as uncharacterized. Lineage: Eukaryota; Metazoa; Chordata; Amphibia; Anura; Myobatrachidae. The coding region runs from base 170 to 1336 and encodes 388 amino acids. The transcript is spliced from 3 exons. The record is from RefSeq and is a predicted model, not a curated record.
GAGGACAUCACCUGCACGCAGGACAUCGCUGGCGCGUGGACCAUCACCUGCACAGCAGGCAUCGGCAGCAGCGCGCGGAGCAUCACCUGCGCAGCAAGCAUCAGGAGCGCGCAGAUCAUCACCUGCGCGCCACACAUCGUCAUCGUGCAGAUCAUCACCUGCGCACCAGAUGACAUCAGCAUGCAGACUAUCACCUGCGCGCCAGACAUCAGCGCACAGAACGUCACCUGUGCGCCAGACACCGUCGGCGACCACACCACCAGAUGUGCGCCAAACUACAGCUCCUGCGUGCAGGCCAUCACCAGAUCGUCAUCUCUCCACGAGCUCUGGGACUGUGACCGAAGAGCCUCAACAAGACACUACCCUUGUGGACCCAUCACCCGAACUGUUUGAGUCUACAGGGUUAACGGUUGAGACUUUUCUUGGGUUUGAAGACAGCCGUGCAGAAGUAUCCAGCCAGACCCUAGAAAAGUCUCCAGAAUUGAGGACAAGUGAAGCUCCCAGAGCAGCGGCACCACAGGAUGGAGAAGUGGUGCCACGGACCAGCGUCGGACUUGCGUCGGGGAUUGGUUCAUUCUUCAGGCCGGAUCUACUACAGGAUUCGUCAGAGGAUGAUGAGGUGGAAGUGCAGCAGCCUGCUGUCUCUACAUCCCUGUCUGCACAAAUGCAAUUGGUGGCAGACGUCCAGGAAGGGCAGGAUCCCUCAAAUAUUCAGAGGGUUAACAACCUGGCAGCAGAGAUGAAUGUCAGCCAGGAUAGUUUUCGGGUUGUCGUUGGAAGCAGACUCGACGCCAUUGAGAGGACAAUGGAUAAGAUGGCAAACGGUCUGCUUGAAAUGCAGAAGGCUCAUGCCGACAGCGCGGCCGAAAUUCAAAAGACCAGAAGAGAAGAUCACAGGGAGACUAUGGACAUCCUUCAAAUUCUGGCCCAAUCCAUCAACCGGCUGGUGAAGAACACAUCAUGCCUGGCACACAGCAAUGACAACAUGUCGGUGAGCCAUCGACAUUCUGCAUCCAGCCAACAGAUCAUCGCAACCACACUGCAGAUGACAUACGAUAAACUCCCAGAACCAGCUCAUGAACACGCUGGUGAUCCACCACUUCCGCCAUCACGUGCCACAUGGACACCUCCACCAACAUCCUGGUAUAGACGGUCACAGAUGUACCAAGGAUAUACAGGGAUGUACCCCACCCACCAGAUGCCUCCACCACCAACACCGGCCGCAACAUCUACAGCCGCAUGGGCACCGAGGCCCAGUCAACCCACUACCCAGCCGCCCCGGACAUCGACACCCCAUCAGGAAGAAGAAGAGGAUCCGGACAGACAUCCACCAUGAGCCCGGUCGUAUUGUUUUAUUUACUGUUAUGUUUUUCAUGUAUCCCUUUCUUCCCCUCCCAUUAGUUAUUUUUUUUCUUACUAUUGUUUUAUAUGUGUUGGGCUCCCCCACCCGUGACCGGGUACUACCAAGGAGCUUUAUGUCUACACAUACAUGCGCGGGCAUGUAUGCGGGCGCGUGUGGUAACGGAUGAAAGCUCCUUGUGGCUACAUGUAUGAUGGGCCAAAGAGCUAUUCUGAUACCACUUUUUUGCCCCCAAAAAACUUUUUGUAUUGGUGUACAAUAGGCUUUCACUGUUGUGUGAAUUUACUAUUCACUAGUGUUUGUUUUUGGCUUAGUCAUAGGAUUGGGUGAAAAAUUGAAGUGGACGGCAUAAGUUCGUGUUAUGCAUACCAAGGUGAGUAGA